CUCUCUCACUCACACACACCUCAGUGAAAGCCUCUCACAUUCCCACAAGCGUUGAAACGCUUUGGAGGAAUUGGAUGGAUCUGCCUUGUCUUUCCCCGGCUCAGGAAUAAAAACACGCUUUUUACUCGCCGAUUUUUAAACUGCUUUUAAAAGGCAACAACUUGCUGCUGAGAUUUUCUUUCGAACCCGUGUCUUUCUUUCUCUCUUUUUUUGACAUAAAAUCAAGUUUUUUUUGGACGCGAAUAUCGGGAUAGCGUAGAGUUUUACGCAUUAAAGCCAGGAGGGACAUCACAUCAGCGGCUUUGUGGUCUUUUCCCCUCCCAAUCAAACAAGGAAUGUUUCACCGCUGGGGAUUUACAACCUGAGUGUUUACGACUUUAAAUAGGCGGAAUGUGUUAAAGGAUUUUCCUUCAGUCGUAAUUAGGAGCGCGUCUCGCCGCCCUCAUUGUCCUGAGCGCGCAUUCUCUCCAUAUGGCGUAAAACGUGCUCCGCGCUCAAUAAAGUCACCAAAAGAGACACUUUGAAAGCUCACAGACCAAAUUUGACCCGGGUAAGCUGUAAUAAUGACAUCGUAUCGACUCCAUUAAGGACCCUGGUUGUGAGUAAAGACUGUGCUGCUGUUUCCAAACCCUGCAUGGGAGCUGGACUGCCCCCCCCCCCACUCCCUGUCAGCUGAAUUUUCUCCGGAAUGGCAUUUCACUGGAAGUAGCCUUCAAAGUGGAAGAUGGCUUUUUACCUUCCCUCAAGUUACAGCCUAAUCCCCCUGCUUGACUAAUGGCACAGUGACAGUGAAAACUCGGCUUAUUUGCAAAGGUUGGUUCAGUAUGACUGCAGCAGCAGGUGUGCUAACAGGCUUGGCUAAGCUAAAACGCCAAGACUCUGCCCGCUCUCAGCACCGGCCCAUACCACCUGCAUCACCAGGCCUGGGAAACCCCGCCCCAGAGGCUGUCCCCAGAAAGCGAAAACGACGCACAGAUGUUGUGGUUGUACGCGGUAGGCUCCGCCUCUAUUCUGCCUCUGGGUUUUUCCUCCUCCUGGGUCUGGUCAUCCUAGCCAUAGGGAUCGGCAUGGCAACACUGGGUUACUGGCCACACAGUGAAACCAUGCCCUCGGCCAAAUCGCAGACUGGAGGAGGAUCUAAGAUACCACCUGACGGGGGAGCUAAAACAUCUAUCACAGGUGAAGGAAAUGGAGCCAAGAUGGCCGUCACAGAUGGGGACGUGGCAAACUCCAGCACUAGUCAUAACGUGCAUGGUACGCCCUCCAAGCAGACUGGGGGCGCUCUGACGAGGUUCCUGGAACAGCAUCGUCACUCCGAGAGGAUGAAGAUGUUUGGGCCUUUCACCAUGGGAAUUGGAAUUUUCAUCUUCAUCUGUGCUAAUGCCAUCCUUCACGAAAACAGAGACAGAGAAACUAAGAUAAUCCAUAUGAGAGACAUGUACUCCACAGUCAUCGACAUCCAUCGCCUCAGGCAGAGAGAGCAGAAGCAGCACCAUCACCGCAACAGCACCUAUGCAAGAGAAGUUGGGGAUCUUCGAGCCUUCGGAUCUGAUAACGCAGCACGGUUGGGCAGCAACUCCCUCCUUGCUUUCUCCUCUCGGGCUGGAGGCGGAGGGUCUACAGAAGAGGAGGAGGUGCUGUUAGGUGACGAGGAGUUUCACAGACACAGGGAGCAGGCAAAGCUGGACUGUAGCUUUGCGGGGCUGCUGGCGCCGCUCUACAAGGAUCGUUCCUUCUGUGGCCCGGGGCUGGGGAUGGCUCGUUCGGAUUCGGUGCGCCAUCAGUGGUCAGUGGACGGAGAUGCGGAGAGGGGAGGACACCACGCACGCUCUAUUGUCUCCUCCUCUAUCUCUGCAUUUACUCUCCCGGUCAUAAAACUCAACAACUGCGUUAUUGACGAACCGGAGAUGGAGGCGAUUACUGAGGAGGAUAGAGGAGGAGAGAGAAGAGACAGAGAGAGGCAGCCUCUGAGCUCCAUGGAGUCUCUGGUUGUUCCUGUAGCAUCUGUUGCCAAGGCCUCGAAACCACCAGGCUUACACCGGAGUAACUCCGCUUCCUCGUCCUCCCACUGCUCCUCUGUCUCCUCUACCUCCCUCUCCCCUGCUCCCUCUUCUACCUCAGGCUGCUGGCUCUCCCCGGGAGCAGCAAGGACUGACUUUGGCUCUAACUCCUCUCUGCACAUGCUCAGCAGCCACUCCAAAUCUCUGGACUUGGAGCGCGGGCCAAGCAUGCUCAGCGUGCGCCCAGAGCAGCGGAAGCACCCCAGCUGGCCCCGCCUCGACCGUAGCAACAGCAGCCGCAGUAACAGCGGCAAAGGGGGCAGCAGUAAAGGCUACAUGCGGCUGGAGGACAGGGAAGAGCAAGGGGAGCGGCUAUUAGACAUGUCAGCGGCCAUGGCAGCGAGACGCGACUACAGUAAGCGGGAAAAGCUGCUAAUGAUAUCGAGGUCGCAUAAUAAUCUGAGCUUUGAGCACGAUGAGUUUAACAGCAGCACACUGAAGAGGGGAAGCUCUGAGACUCGAUUCUGAGGGAAAAUGAACUGAAGGUUGAAGACAGCUCUGUCCUGUUCUGUAAAUUGCUCUCCAGCCAGUGUACAGCGCGUUGGUGUCAGAGGGAAACUGACGAGUUUAACAGCUGCACCCUCAGAAAGGAAACUCAAACCUUAUUUUGAAGACACUUUUUUAAGCAGCAGGCUGGAGAGUAGUUAGUAAUGGACCACCUUGCCCGGUAAAAGGUAAAGGCCUCACAUCAGCAAGACACUAAAUGCCUAUUGUGCCAGGUCCAGUGGGGCUGUUCUGUAGCCGACCCUGACCUGUGACCUCUGUGGAGGCAGGCAAGUGAAAAAAGAAGGUCCCUACAGGGGAACACAUUGCAUCAUCCGUCUACUUUAUACAAACACAGUUCUAAUAAACCCUCAACCCUCAGACACUUUAGGAUGAUACUGUUUCAUUAUACAAGGUUUCUUUUCUUACUGUGUUAGUUUCAGGUUCAAUUCAAGGACACGCUGGAAGCACUUUGAGCAAGUUUCUUCCUUAGCGGGCAGCAGUGACACAAAGGCAAAUCUUUUAUAACGAGGCCCAGGCACAACCUGAGAAAUGAGCGAGACCAGUUUAAUAUCAGAACAAAAGAAGAUAGUAAUAGUAACAUUCAUGAUCUUUGCUUGUAGGACACCUACAAAAUGCUUAAAAGGGUUGUAUAGAGAGACAUUUUCAACUAAUUUCUAGAGGUUAUAAUGGCAUACUGCAACGGCAAGUCCAAAAGAUAUAGAUAUUAGUGGUAAAUUAUUUGUUUUAAAGGUGGUUCAUGUAUGUUUGUGUGUCUGUCUGAUCUUCAGAUUGUAGCAGAUGUAGAGAUCCACACAAAAAGCAAAGUCAGACAAAAACAUUUAAUAUCAUGUCAUUACACUACAGCACAGAUAUGAGUUCAAAUCAUAAUGCCAGGCUGCAAAAUACAAUAACAGAGUCCUUGUUGCCCCGCAGGCACAAUAUUGCUGCCCUUUCCCAAGAACUAUAGUAAGAGAUUUUGUGUGUCCGCUACUGAAAACUAUAAGUAACAUUGGCUCUGCUACAAACUUAAUUUUUUUACUAGAAAAGAUUUUGAUUGACUUCACUCAGGAUAUGCCGUCUAUUAUUCAUGUGCUGAUCAUUUUUGUAGACCUAUUUACAAACCUAUUCAGUAUUACGCCUCAGUUCCACUAGGCCAGCUCUGUGAUGUCACUCCUCGUGGCUUCAUGCCCCACCAGGAGAGUUUCGCCUGCUCGAUUUUGUUAAUUUUGUUCAGAUUUAGUUGAUUUGGUCAUUUUUCCUUGAUUUAUGUGCUUCUACCAUGGUUAGGCUGUUUCCUUGUUGUCUGUUUUUAUGAUCGGGAGUCUGCACACACAGUGUUUUAUUUUGAAAACUGACAGUAUUCUAAGCAGUUAAGACACUAUACUUGAGUGUGACCAGAGGUACAAUGAAUUAGGGUUGUAACUAAUGAUCAUUUCCAUUACUUAUUUUUUCAAUCAAUGCUCUAUGAAAUGUCAAAAAUACAUGUAAUGACAAAGUCAUAAAAGCAAAAGUUAAAUUAACAAAUAAAAUAAUUACAUUUAAAGGAAUUUUACUUGAUAAAUGACUUAAACAAUUGAUUAAUUUUAAGUCAAUUAACACAUUUUUGGUUCUGCACAAUUGAAAAAUCAAUAUUUGAAACAAAAGUCAGUAUAAAAGAGACCCUGGCGUUUGACUCGAGCUAACAGUAAAUCACCAUGUACACAUUUAUCUUGUGCUUGAGCUGUAAUAUUAAAGUCCAACUGAAAUUAUAUGCCAUUUUUUGUCUGCUACAGCAAACAUAUCUGCUCUGUAAAUCACUUAUCCUGUGUACUUCUACGUGUACGGUCACACUGAGCCAGACAGCAGCCUGCUACACAACACUGACUUUGAACAACCCAAAUUCGCUUCCCUGCUAAAGUCUCCUUCUUUAUCUAACUUACACACAUGAACACAUAUCUUGUCCUGCACUUUAGGCUUGUUGAGCGAGCGACUAAACAAACGUUCACCGGGGAAAAGUGCACUGCUAACGUCAGCUAAUUAGCAGCACAUUAAACAGCAUGUAAACAUACCUGCAAAUGUCACAUGGGUACGGUUAGACACUGGUGUGGUUCUCCCUGAUUUAAAACACUUUUUUUUUUUUUUUACAGAAUGGAAGACUAAAUGAUUGAAUUCAGUUGGACUGUUUCUGCAACUUGUGUCGCUUUUCAUUUAAUUAAUUAAUUUAUUUUUUGGACAGUAUUCAUCAUUUUAUGUUCAGCUACUAAGCAACAUAGUAAUAAUGUCUCAGCAUAUUUAGCUAUUAACAUGUUGACAAGGUAAGUUGUCCCAAACUCGACACGUGAAGACAUUGAUCUUCAGUAUAUGGAGCUGACAUGAUGUCUCCAUAUUGCUCAAUAUCUGUUUAGUUUGUCAGCUACGUUAACAAUACAUUAAGACAAUUAUUAAUGUAGUUAAAACAUCUUCUGUGCUACUUUUAAUGCAACACACAUGAACAAUAAAACAUCAACACCACAUGCGUGUUGAAAAAGGCAGAGCCCUUUACAAGCAGGAAUCUUGGCCAGAGAGCUUCAUUAACUGGUUCCUAGCAGUUUAUGAGUCAAUGUCCAAUUCUAGUCUCUGUCAAAAUAAACUGUAUUUUCACUGAAA
Dicentrarchus labrax (European seabass) is the source of this 5171-nucleotide messenger RNA. It is a transcript of the gene tmem200a, whose product is annotated as transmembrane protein 200A. The transcript is spliced from 5 exons. NCBI's taxonomy places the organism in Eukaryota, Metazoa, Chordata, Actinopteri, Moronidae. The record is from RefSeq and is a predicted model, not a curated record. Bases 825 to 2528 code for a protein of 567 amino acids.